GUGCUGAAGCACGGUGUGGCCAUGGCCUCCCUGAGCCGAACCUGGCGUGUGGCUGCCAUGCCCCCUCGCUGGAGCCCCACCCGGGGCUUGGGGCUUCAGGUGCCGACCAGCCCAGCGGGCCCCACGGCUGAGAAGAGCGUCCCGUACCAGCAGACCCUGAAGGAGGCCCCUGGGCCCUCGGGGGAGGCCAGGGGCCCGAGCCGGCCCCUGCCCCGCACAGCCAGUGUGGUGGUCAUUGGCGGAGGCAGCCUGGGUUGCCAGACCCUGUACCACCUGGCCAAGCUGGGCGUGAGCGACACCGUCCUGCUGGAGCGAGCGCGGCUGACGGCAGGGACCACCUGGCACACGGCGGGCCUGCUGUGGCAGCUGCGGCCCAGCGAUGUGGAGGUGGAACUGCUGGCACACACGCGGCACCUGGUGAGCCGCCAGCUGGAGGAAGAGACGGGACUGCACACAGGCUGGAUCCAGAACGGCGGCCUCUUCAUCGCCUCCAGCCGGCAGCGCCUGGACGAAUACAAGAGGCUCAUGUCGCUGGGCAAGGCCUAUGGCGUGGAGUCCCAUGUACUGAGCCCGGCGGAGACCAAGGUCCUGUACCCACUGAUGAACGUGGCUGACCUCUAUGGCACCCUAUACGUACCCCACGACGGGACCAUGGACCCUGCUGGCACCUGCACUGCCCUCAGCAGGGCGGCCACUGCCCGAGGAGCACAGGUCAUUGAGAACUGCCCGGUGACCGGCAUCCGUGUGCGGACAGAUGACUUUGGGGUGCGGCGGGUUGCGGCGGUAGAGACUGCGCACGGCUCCAUCCAGACACCCUGCGUGGUCAACUGUGCAGGAGUGUGGGCCAGUGCCGUGGGCCGGAUGGCAGGGGUCAAGGUCCCGCUGGUGGCCAUGCACCACGCCUACGUGGUCACGGAACGCAUCGAGGGCAUCCAGAACAUGCCCAACGUCCGUGACCACGACGCCUCAGUCUACCUCCGGCUCCAGGGCGACGCGCUCUCCGUGGGCGGCUAUGAAACAAACCCUGUCUUCUGGGAGGAGGUGUCAGACACGUUUACCUUUGGCCUCUUUGAUCUGGACUGGGACGUCUUUGCCCAGCACAUCGAGGGUGCCGUCCGCAGGGUGCCAGUGCUGGAGCAGACGGGCAUCAAAUCCACGGUCUGUGGCCCUGAGUCCUUCACGCCUGACCACAAGCCCCUGAUGGGGGAGGCCCCGGAGCUCCGCGGCUUCUUCCUGGGAUGCGGCUUCAACAGUGCAGGAAUGAUGCUGGGAGGCGGCUGUGGGCAGGAGCUGGCCCACUGGAUCGUCCACGGGCGCCCGGAGAGGGACAUGUACAGCUAUGACAUCAGGCGUUUCCAUCACUCGCUCACGGACCACGGCCGCUGGGUGCGCGAACGCAGCCACGAGUCCUACGCCAAGAACUACUCUGUGGUCUUCCCCCACGACGAGCCGCUGGCCGGGCGCAACAUGAGGACGGGCCCCCUGCACGAGGAGCUGCUUGCCCACGGCUGUGUGUUCCAGGAGCGCCAUGGCUGGGAGCGGCCAGGCUGGUUUAACCCUGGAGGGCCAGCUCCGGUACUGGGCUAUGACUACUACGGGGCCUACGGGCACCAGGCACGCUCGGACUCCGCGUACGGCAGGCUGCUGCGGGAGGAAUACACCUUCGACUUCCCGCCCCAUCAGGAUGUGAUCAAGGCCGAGUGCCUGGCCUGCCGCGGGGCCGCCGCCCUCUUCGACAUGUCCUACUUCGGGAAGUUCUUCCUGCUGGGGCCGGACGCCAGGAAGGCUGCCGACUGGCUCUUCUCCGCCGACAUCAACCGGCCCCCUGGCUCCACCGUGUACACCUGCAUGCUGAACAAGCACGGUGGCACCGAGAGCGAUCUCACCGUCAGCUGCCUGGCCCCGGGGGCCACGGCCUCCCCACUGGCCCCCGCCUUCGAAGGGCAUGGCUACUACCUGGCCGUGGGUGGGGCUGUGGCCCAGCACAACUGGUCCCACAUCACCACUGUGCUUCAAGACCGCCAGUUUCGUUGCCAGCUUCUCGACAGCUCCGAGGACCUGGGCCUGAUCAGUAUCCAGGGCCCAGCCAGUCGGGCCAUCCUGCAGGAGGUGCUGGACACGGAUCUGAGCCACGAAGCCUUCCCCUUCUCCACCCACAAGCUGGUGAGAGCUGCCGGGCACCUGGUCCGGGCCAUACGUCUGUCCUUCGUGGGGGAGCUGGGCUGGGAGCUGCACAUACCCCGGGCCUCCUGCGUGCCAGUGUACCGGGCAGUGAUGGCAGCGGGAGCCAAGCACGGCCUGGUCAACGCUGGGUACCGUGCCAUCGACUCCCUGAGCGCUGAGAAAGGCUACCGGCACUGGCAUGCAGACCUACGGCCAGACGACAGCCCCCUGGAAGCCGGCCUGGCCUUCACCUGCAAGCUGCGGUCGGCUGUGCCCUUCCUGGGAUGCGAGGCCCUGCAGGCACAGCGGGCCAAUGGCCUACGUCGCCGUCUGGUGUGCUUCACGCUGGAGGAGAAGGUGCCCCUGUUUGGCCUGGAGGCCAUCUGGAGAAGUGGCCAGGUGGUGGGCCACGUCCGCCGGGCCGACUUCGGCUUCGCCCUUGACAAGAGCAUCGCCUAUGGCUACGUCCGCGAGCCCAGCGGCGGCCCCGUCUCGCUGGACUUCGUGAAGAGCGGGGAAUAUGCUCUGGAGAGGAUGGGGGUCUCCUACACCGCCCAGGCCCACCUGAAGUCGCCCUUCGACCCUGACAACAAGCGGGUGAAAGGGGUCUACUGA
Molecule: messenger RNA, 2778 nt
Organism: Ochotona curzoniae (black-lipped pika)
Lineage: Eukaryota; Metazoa; Chordata; Mammalia; Lagomorpha; Ochotonidae
Gene: SARDH
Product: sarcosine dehydrogenase
Exons: 20
Coding region: 22-2778 (918 amino acids)
Cellular component (GO): mitochondrion
Molecular function (GO): protein binding; oxidoreductase activity
Source: RefSeq, a predicted model, not a curated record